This is a messenger RNA of Rhopalosiphum maidis (corn leaf aphid), 1581 nucleotides long. RefSeq lists its product as uncharacterized. Bases 1 to 1581 code for a protein of 526 amino acids. The record is from RefSeq and is a predicted model, not a curated record. The transcript is spliced from 4 exons. Lineage: Eukaryota; Metazoa; Arthropoda; Insecta; Hemiptera; Aphididae.
AUGGCCCUGGUCAACAGGACGUUCCGGUACGCGUCCCUGCACCCGGCGCUGUCGCAACGAGAGUUGUUCGUGUACACCGCUCCGGUGCAGCGGCUGCGGGUGGACGACCGGCGGCGGCGGUUCGAAGACUUCAAAAAAGCGUUGCGCGAGCCUCGGAGGAAACGGUUGUGCCUGAAGUUCUGCGGCACGAACCGCGCGGACAUCGGUAGGGUGUUCGGCGGCGGCGCCGGUUGGCCGCCGUCCGUAGUGUCGCUGCACCUGGACGGCCAGAGCUGUCUGACCGACUCGUUCCUGGACGCGAUCACCGGCUGCUGUGUCGGUCUGCAGGAGCUGCGCCUCGAGAACAUCGGCCGGCUGUGCGUGGCCGACAAGCCCCGACGACCGAUGCUCGCGUUGCGCAGCGUGCGCUUGCACCGGGUGGGCGUGUCGGACGGGUGUUUCGACGCGUUGAUGGGUUGCGCCCCGAACGCCGCGGACGUGGGCAUCGAUAACUGUCAGACGUACGAGUGGCUGGACCCCGCGGACGCGGCCGUCGCCAGGAUUUCCAACGCCGGGCUGUCGGACGCCAAAAUCGUCGGUUACCUACAGGGCACCGCGGCCCGCACCGUGGACAGCCUACGGUUGAAACAGUGCUGUCACGUGUUCGGCGCGAUACGGUCCCGGGUCCUUCGGCUCAAGUCGCUGCUGUUGAGCCAGGACAAACCGUACCUGUACACGUGUCGGACGAUCGACUGCGAACAACUCGGAUCGGCAUUGGCCCUGCAGGUGUCGCUGCAGUGGUUGGAGAUCAAUCACCUCCCGGCACGUGUACUCGCGGCCGUGUCCGGGCUGCACGGUCUCCGGCACUUGACGUUGAACUUGACGAUCAGUCGCGAUGACGCGGAAUGUCUGCGAAAAUUUGCCGAGUCGUUGCGCGAAAUGAAGCGUAUCAGGACGUUGGCCGUAAACCGAGCGAUAGUGGCGAAAUCAUCGACGGACGAAGGACGCGACGUGCUACUCCGGACGUUCGCGAUACCGGAAUGCGCGUACCAAUCGCUGACGUCUUUGGACUGUUCGUUAGACGGCGGUCUGUGCGUGUUGCGCGCCGGCCAACGGUUGUCCAGCUUGCGGAUCCGAAACGGUGACGUGCUGACGGCCGGUGGUUUGCGGCUGUUGUUCGAUAAUCUCGUCGGCUUGAGACGUCUGUGGAUCGACAACUGCGUCUGGCUGGACGACGACGUCAUGUCCGCGUUGCCGGUGUCGAAUCUCAAAGGGUUGGUUUCUCUAAAAAUAUUCGACGCAAAUCUGACAUACCGAUGUUUGCCAUACAUUAGACUUUUGCAUUUAAACGUCUUGACCAUCGACAAUGUUUCAUUAGGACCGUGCGUUGCAUUGAACGAUUUGUCUGAUUUCGAUUAUUGUUUAAAAACAUUUAGUUGUUUUGUUCCUGCUUUAACUCAACUCGAAUUACAACUGUAUUGUAAUCAAUCAAUUUUUAAAAAGUUACGUUUCGAAACACUAUUUUACAACGACAAAAAAAUUGCGUUUAAAUCUUACUUUAGAAUAUUGAAAAAACUGGUACUACUGUAUAGAUACACUUAA